Messenger RNA from Closterium sp. Naga37s-1, 2205 nucleotides. The record is from the annotation of a GenBank genome assembly. NCBI's taxonomy places the organism in Eukaryota, Viridiplantae, Streptophyta, Zygnematophyceae, Desmidiales, Closteriaceae.
AUGGCGACAGCAGCGGCUCGUCCGCUCGUGACAGUUCAGCCCUACGACGAGGCCGGCGCGCCGCAGCAGGCGGCGCUCCCCGCGGUGUUCCUCGCGCCGAUCCGCAGCGAUGUCGUUAAGUUCGUGCACGCGAUGGUUUCGAUGAACAAGCGCCAGCCGUACGCCGUCAGCACCAAGGCCGGCCACCAGACGUCCGCCGAGUCCUGGGGUACCGGUCGCGCCGUGUCGCGUAUUCCCCGCGUUCCCGGCGGCGGUACGCACCGUGCGGGACAAGGAGCCUUCGGUAACAUGUGCCGCGGCGGUCACCUGUUCGCGCCGCUCCGCAUCUGGCGCCGCUGGCACCGCAAGGUCCCCAUCAAGAUGCGCCGCCAUGCGGUCGCCUCCGCCAUUGCCGCUUCCGCCGUGCCCGCGCUCGUCCAGGCGCACGGCCACGCCGUCAGCAAGGCGCCGGAGCUGCCGCUGGUGGUGGGCAACGAGAUCGAGGCGGUCGAGAAGACCUCGUCGGCGCUCAAGGCGCUGAAGCGCAUCGGCGCGUACGAUGACGUGGCGAAGGUGAUUUCGAGCAAGAAGAUCCGGCCCGGCAAGGGCAAGAUGCGCAACCGGCGGUACCUGAGCAAGAAGGGCCCGCUCAUCGUGUACGGCACCGACGGCGCCAAGCUCACCAAGGCCUUCCGCAACAUCCCCGGCGUGCAGGUGGUGGCGGUCGAGAAGCUCAGCGUGCUCGACCUGGCCCCCGGCGGCCGUGUCGGGCGCUUCGUCAUCUGGACGCAGAGCGCGUUCGACAAGCUCGAGGGGCUGUUCGGGUCGUUCUCGCAGGCGCCCACCAUGAAGCGCGACUUCCUGCUGCCGCGCGCCGCCAUCGUCAACUCGGACAUCACGCGCAUCAUCAACAGCGACGAAGUGCAGAGUGUGUGCCGGCCGAAGAGGGCGGCGCCGAAGCCGCUGCACCGCCUGAAGCGCAACCCGCUGAAGAACCGCACGGCCAUGGCGGUGCUCAACCCCUUCGCCGCGGAGAAGCGCAAGCAGGCCGCCGAGGCUGCCGCCCAGCCCAAGGCCAAGAAGGCCCGCGAGACGGAGGAGGCCAAGAAGGCAGGAGAGUCGUGGUACCAGACCAUGAUGCGGACCCGCCUUCGUGUUCCCUUCUUUCUAACCACCCGACCCGCUGCUGCCUCUGCCGCGGCCUCUGCUGCCGCCGCUGCUGCGCCGGUCAACGAAUCUGUGACUAUGGAGGGAGUGACAAUGCGCGUCCCGCCUCCCCCGCAUCCCACGUGUGACGUCAUGAUGGCCGUGAAAGCCGCUCUGGAUGAAGACGCGGGCGAUCUCGGGGACGUCACGAGCCUGGCGACCAUCCCAGCGGGCACACAAGCGAGCGCGCAGUUCCUGGCGAAGGAGGGCGGUGUGCUGGCCGGCACUGCGCUCGCCACGGCUGUGUUCCGACUGCUUGAGCCGAGCAUUCAGGUGGAGUGGAGCAAGGAGGAUGGCGACACGGUGGAGAAGGGCGAGGUGUUUGCCACGGUGCACGGCUCCGCGCAUGCCAUCCUGCAGGGCGAGCGCGUGGCUCUCAACUUCAUGCAGCGCAUGAGCGGCAUCGCCACGUCCACCAGGGCCAUGGUGGAGGCAGCCCGCCCUGCCACUGUGCUAGAGACACGCAAGACCGCCCCGGGACUCAGAAUCACAGACAAGUGGGCGGUGCUGAUCGGAGGGGGGCAGAACCACCGAGUGGGGCUGUACGACAUGCUGCUGGUGAAGGACAACCACAUCGCUGCUGCCGGCGGUGUGCCCGCCGCCAUCAACACUGCCAGAGAGUACAUCCGAGCCAACAGCCUGGAUCUCCCGGUGGAGGUGGAAGCCCGCACACUGGAUGAGCUCCAGGAAGUGCUGAGGUGCCGUGGGGAGGGCGUGGGGCGGGUGACACGGGUGAUGCUGGACAACAUGGUGGUGCUGCGACGAGGGGGAGGGGACGGUGGACAGGGAGUGCACGUGGAUGUGUCCAUGCUGCAGCAGGCAGUGAGCAUGGUCAACGGACAGCUGGAGACCGAGGCAUCGGGCAAUGUGACCUUAGAUACUGUCGGUGCUAUUGCUGCAACCGGUGUUGAUUUCAUUUCGAGUGGUGCUUUGACCCAUUCUGUAAAAGCGUUGGAUAUCUCGCUCAACAUUGACACAGAGCUUGCACUAGAUGUUGGUAGGAGGACAAAUCGUGCUUAG